UGACCAACAGAACUGAGGGAGGGAGGAAUAUAUUUGUUUGUGUAUUUUUUGUGGGUCGGAUCGAACGAGUCAGAUUAGGGUGUGUUGUAUUUUAGAAAAAUGGUCAAUUUAACAUUGAUUUGGACCUUUCUAUUAAAAGAAGGGUACAUGUAAAAAUUUUAUUAACAACGAGGGUAAAUUUGGACCCGAAGUAUGAUAGCGAGGGUAAAUUUGAUGCCAAAGUAUAAUGAGCGAUAUAUUUAACUAAUUUUUCAAAGUAGAAGAAUAAAUUUAACUAUAAAGUAUAACAACGAGGGUUAAUUUGAUCUCAAAAUAUGAUGAAGAAUAUAUUUAACCAUUUUUUCAAAGUAGUGACUUUUUUUUCUAUAUUCCUCCACUCAAGGCCUAAUAAAUUGUUGAAUAAUCAAAGCUGAUUGUGUUGUUGAGAAAGUUUGUAAGUAGAUAUAUUUUGUUGAACAAAAGUACAAUGGAAGAAUAUUUUUCACCAGGGCCCAAGUGUAAAACUUGAUUUUGCUCCCAGCUUUCCUUUCAUAAUCACCACAUACCUACUCAGAGAUCAUGUCUAAACUUGUUACAUACUUGCACACAAAAGCCUUUCAUUUUUCCCACCCACUGAUUAACCUAAUUUGAUGACAAAGAAAAUGUACAAUAAAAAAAGAAACACUAAUUGCCCCCUCUAUAUAUAAAGGAAUCAACUGUCUAUUGGAUAGGAUUAAAACACACAAAAUGGCUCAAGAAGGAAAUGGACAAAAAACAGCAGUAGUAGUGGAAAAUUACAACAUUACUAAGUCUAAGGAUUACUGUGAUUGGGUGAUGCCAUUGUUGAGGUUAUUGACAUUUGGUGCAACAAUUUCAGCAACAUUAGUUAUGGCACUUAACAAGCAAGAAAAAACUAUAGUUGUUGCCACUAUUGGUACCACUCCAAUUCAGGCCACACUUAAUGCUAAGUUCCAGCAUACUCCAGCUUUUGUGUUCUUUGUUAUAGCAAAUGGACUAUGCAGUCUCCAUAACCUUCUCAUGUUGGCAUCUUGUUUUAUUGGAAGAAAAUACGAUUAUAAGGGACUAAGAUUUUAUGUGAUUGGAAUCCUAGACUUGGUAAAUGUGGCAUUAGUCUCUAGUGGAGCAAGCUCAGCAGCUUUUAUGGGACAACUUGGUAAAGAUGGCAACUCUCAUGCAAGAUGGAACAAAAUUUGUGAUAAAUUUCAAACAUUUUGUAGUCAUGGUGAAGGAGCUAUUAUUGCUUCUUUCAUUGGUUUGUUGCUUAUGAUUAUUACAACUGCCAUUAAUAUAAUUAAGCUAAAUAAUGUCCAUAGUCUUGGCAAUAAGUGUGCUGUUAUUCCUUGAUCAAAAAACUCCAAAAUAUUGUAUCAUUUCAUUGAGGUCCUCUAUGUUUUCGAGUGUUGUACCCAAUUCUGUUUCGCUUUUGUCUAAUGUAACGAUGAUUUUAAUGAAAUUUCUGUAUUGGCUUUGAUCA
This is a messenger RNA of Capsicum annuum, 1474 nucleotides long. RefSeq names its product CASP-like protein 1B2. NCBI's taxonomy places the organism in Eukaryota, Viridiplantae, Streptophyta, Magnoliopsida, Solanales, Solanaceae. The record is from RefSeq and is a predicted model, not a curated record. The coding region runs from base 727 to 1344 and encodes 205 amino acids. The transcript is spliced from 3 exons.